Molecule: messenger RNA, 180 nt
Organism: Dentiscutata erythropus
Lineage: Eukaryota; Fungi; Glomeromycota; Glomeromycetes; Diversisporales; Gigasporaceae
Source: the annotation of a GenBank genome assembly
AUGUUAAUGAGUAAGAUACUCCGGAGUAACUCCGAGCUGAUCAUUUCGUCAUUAUUUGGUACAUUGGAUAGGGAUGCUCCGAAGAAACUCCGAGGUAUAACCCACACAAUAUCGGUGUUACUACAUAAAUUAGUAUCACAAUGUGCUGUACAUUCGUUGAGUGGUGGUCCUGAUGGGUAA